AGGGCUGCUUUGUAGUAGAGCUACAUUGAAUCCACUCUGGUCACAUUUAGCUUCGAUAGUCUCAAUUAGUGACCUAGAUUUCCAUCAGAGAUAUGGUUAGAUGUUUCGGGAGGGAGUGUAGAAGACUUUCCGUUCUCCAGGUCAAACAUAGACCUAAAGUCCUGGAGCUAACUCGCAGUCUACGGGGGGCGUUCAAGCCUACAGCAAAACUUUAGCAGCGACUUGGUUCAGAGUUUAAAUCCAACAUAUAAUUGCUAAAAAAAAAAAAAAAUGGAGAUGAACGAAGGGGCAGCGGCAGCAGGCGACAACGUGCUCGACUUUUCUCGUUUGAGCCUGGAGGCUUUUGGCGUUGACACAAUCAGCGACAAGAGGAAGAGAGACACCAAACAGCUCUACCUGAACUACAACCGGCUAACCUCGCUGCCCUCGGCCGUCGGACUUUUCUGCAACCUGGAGUUUUUGGACAUCAGCAACAACGGACUGUCGGCCAUCUGUGAGGGCAUAACGCAGCUGAGCAGACUGAAAAUACUGAUAGCCAAGAACAACCGACUGGACGAGUUCUCGCUGCCCAAAGAGUUCGGCUCUCUGCAGCUGGAGGUGUUGAACUUUAGUGGGAACCGGUUUGAGGAGAUCCCCCUGCAGUGUAUGAAACUGCUGUGUCUGCAGUCGCUUUCAGUCGGAGGUAACAGACUGAAGAGUAUACCUGCGGAGAUAGAGAAUCUAACCAGUCUGGAGCUGUUGUAUCUGGGUGGAAACCUCAUCACAGCUAUUCCUCCAGAAGUGGCUAACCUGCCUUACCUCAGCUACCUGGUCCUGUGUGACAAUCGUAUCCAAAGUGUACCUCCGCAACUCACCAGGCUCCACUCGCUGAGAUCUUUAAGCCUCCAUAACAACCUGCUAACUUACCUGCCGAGGGAGAUUCUCAGUCUGGUGCAUCUGCAGGAGCUCAGUCUCCGUGGCAACCCGCUCGUGGUGCGCUUUGUCAAGGAGAUGACCUACGACCCCCCGUCAUUGCUGGAGCUGGCAGGACGCACAAUAAAGAGUCGCAAUAUCCCCUACUACCCACGUGACCUGCCUUCAAACCUGCUGCACUACCUGGACCUGGCCAGCAAGUGUCCUAACCCCAAGUGUGCAGGCGUGUACUUUGAUUCCUGCGUGCGCCAUAUCAAAUUUGUGGACUUCUGUGGAAAGUACCGGCUGCCCCUCAUGCACUACCUGUGCUCCCCAGAAUGCACCUCUCCCUGCAACUCAAACCCGCAGAGCGAUGCCGAUUCAGAGGACGAGAGCAGUGUGCCGGCUUACCGCCUGCAGAGGGUACUUUUGGGGUAAUCCCACAUGGAGGAGCCUCGUCAGUCGGCCACUAAGUAACAUUUCUACAAAGAUGAACUUGGCUGAGUUACCUUUCCAUGCAAAAACACAAUCACACAAAAACAAAAAGCUUAGACUGUUUUACAGACAUCCUAAGUGGCUGAAUCCAAUGUACAAAAUGUGAGACAGCUGUUCAUACUACUCCAUUUUUAGGACACUUUUUUUUAUAAGGGAUCUGUUCCUUCUCUCAUCACAAAUCAAUCUACUCAUGAGGAGUUAAAAUUCUUAUUUUUUUCAUGUGGAUAUGCAAACCAACAGUCUUUAUUUUUGGCCUCUAAGUGCAGGUUUAACAGUCCAGCGAGGCAGGACAGUUAAACUCAGUUAAGACUGAAUGAGCUGCUUGAUUCUUUUUCCAUUUCAGGGCGUAAAACUUUAUAUUUCAAAAAAGGUGCUUCUUAGUAGCUGCAGAACAUUAUUGUGCAUUUUAUGGAAAAACAAUGUGUUUUUUGUCCAACUGCUGGUGUCUGACAGACCACUUACAUUAAUUUUUUUCUGACCAAUUGAGCAUCAAAGCUGCUGUUGCAACUAAUACGAAAUUAUGGAAUUUUUUUAAGUAUGUCAGCAAACGCUACAAUAUGACAUAAGAUUUACACUUCAAUAUUCUUAAAGGUCACAUUAUCCUGCUUUUCAACCACUUUAAAUAAGUCUCCACAAAACGUGUCUGUAAAGUUUUGGCUCAAAGAACAGGCUGUUUCUGUGUCUGUACCUUUAAAUAUGUAAAUGAGCUGUGUCUGACCACGCCCCCCCCCAGAAGGGCUUGGGUGGCUCUGGCUUUCUUGCACCAUUGCCUUAUGAUGUUCGUUCAAGGUGAGAAGGCAGACUCAGAGGGCAGAACAAACACCUAGCUGUGGGAGUGUCACCCACCUGGGGGAGGGGCUACUGCCCUUUGUGAUGUCAUGAAGGGAAAAUCGCACACAUUUUCUGAAAAGUGGAGCAGGCAGAAGACGGAGAGGAUUUACUUUACUCACAAUUGGGGUUUGAAGUCCGACAUGGGACACAUAUUAGUGUUUGAAAAACAUGGCAAGCGUAUUUUGCAUAAUAUGUGACCUUUCUUACAUCGAGUGUGGCUUUGAAGGGCAAAGGUUUUCUUCAGUAAAGCUGCUCCACACAAUUUUAAAAGAUACACAUACAGUAUAUAUGUUGCACAGCAGCCUUGAAAAAUUGUCCCCAGAAUAUGUGUUAUGUGAGGAUGUGGAAGACAAGCAUGUACAGGCUUACUCACAGGAAGUGGCGUGGGCUGGACCUGGGAAAACCAUUCACUGGGUUAGCACAGAAACAAUGGCUAUUGAGUGAAACACAGUGGCAGUCCUCGUGUUCAUGGUAAGGGGCUGUUUGGGUUUUCGAAUAUAGAUGUGUGAAUCGGACCCACAUAAGGAGAACGUUUUUUUUUUUUUUUUUUUCCUGAAAUGACUCCAGAGAGAGAUGCUGCGUUCCUAACAGAAAAGUGAAAGUGUCUUUGGUCACAUGGCUGCUCUGUCUCUUUGCUUAUUUGAAAAGUUGGGGGGUCUUACAGCCUCCUGGGUUAGUGUGUCUCCAUCAGAGGAAGGAUAAAUCCACUUAAUUUUACACUAAUGUUAUUUAAAAAAAACUAAGAAUGCUCCUGUAUGUUACAUUAACAUCUAUACUAGAACAUUUUUUUAAGUGCCUUACUAAUGGUGACCUCUGACAUAGUGAGGCAGAUAAUCUCUAAAUGUGAUAAACCCACCCUAUAAUGUGACAAGAAUAACACAAUGAAUGAUAAAGCCUUUUUUCGAGUGAUUUUUGUACUCUUCAGAUAAAAAAAACAAGAUAAGCUGCUUUUAUAGAGAUCAUAUUUAAAAUAAUAAACAUGCUUCAUAUUCUAAUGACCUGCAGAAUAGAUGGCACUUAAACAGAAAGUGUAACAAGAUAUAUUAAUUUUAUUUAAUUGUACUCAUAUAGAUAAUGUAAGUAAACUGUACAGUAUAAAAUAACAAUAAAAGAGACUGACUGUAAUACCUUUGAA
This is a messenger RNA of Labrus mixtus (cuckoo wrasse), 3352 nucleotides long. RefSeq names its product leucine rich repeat containing 58b (gene lrrc58b). The transcript has 4 exons. The record is from RefSeq and is a predicted model, not a curated record. Lineage: Eukaryota; Metazoa; Chordata; Actinopteri; Labriformes; Labridae. The coding region runs from base 271 to 1329 and encodes 352 amino acids. Gene Ontology annotation, molecular function: protein binding.